Molecule: messenger RNA, 3624 nt
Organism: Dipodomys spectabilis (banner-tailed kangaroo rat)
Lineage: Eukaryota; Metazoa; Chordata; Mammalia; Rodentia; Heteromyidae
Gene: Gpr158
Product: G protein-coupled receptor 158
Exons: 11
Coding region: 1-3624 (1207 amino acids)
Biological process (GO): G protein-coupled receptor signaling pathway
Cellular component (GO): membrane
Molecular function (GO): G protein-coupled receptor activity
Source: RefSeq, a predicted model, not a curated record
AUGGGCGCCAUGGCUCGUCCUUUACUCCUUUGCCUCCUGCUCGCUCACCUGGGAUCGGGAGCUGUCGGCGCCAGCCGGGACGCUCCGGGACGGCCCGAGGCGCCUCGGGACCGGGCGCCGAGGGGCCGGCAGCACGCGCAGCAGGCGGCUCGAGCCUCUGCCCCGGACCCCUCGGCUCCCUGGAGCCGCUCCAUGGAUGGCACCAUCUUGGCGCAGAAACUCAGCGAGGAGGUGCCCGUGGACGUGGCCUCUUACCUCUACACCGGGGACUCCCAGCAGCUGAAGCAAGCCAACUGCUCCGGCCGCUAUGAGUUGGCGGGGCUGCCGGGGAAGUCGCCGGCCCUAGCCAGCUCCCAUCCCUCCCUGCACGGGGCGCUGGACACGCUGACACACGCCACCAACUUCCUCAACAUGAUGCUGCAGAGCAAUAAGUCCCGGGAGCAGAACUUGCAGGAUGACCUGGAGUGGUACCAGGCGCUGGUGCGCAGCCUCCUGGAGGGCGAGCCCAGCAUCUCCCGGGCGGCCAUCACCUUCAGCACCGAGUCGCUGUCCGCGCCCGCCCCGCAGGUCUUCCUCCAGGCCACGCGCGACGAGAGUCGCAUCCUGCUCCAGGACCUGUCCUCCUCCGCACACCACCUGGCCAACGCCACGCUGGACACCGAGUGGUUCCACGGCCUUCGGCGCAAGUGGAGGCCCCACUUACACCGGCGUGGUGGCUCCAAUCAGGUGCCCAGGGGCCUGGGCCAGAGCUGGAGGCGCAGGGACGCGAUCGGUGGAGACAGGAGCCAUGUCAGGUGGUCUCCGCCGUUCCUGGAGUGCGAGAACGGGAGUUACAAGCCAGGGUGGCUGGUGACUCUCUCCGCCGCCUUCUAUGGCUUGCAGCCUAACCUGGUCCCGGAGUUCAGGGGUGUUAUGAAAGUUGAUAUAAACCUUCAGAAAGUGGACAUUGACCAAUGCUCAACUGAUGGCUGGUUUUCAGGAACUCACAAAUGUCACCUUAACAAUUCAGAGUGUAUGCCAAUUAAAGGCCUCGGAUUUGUACUUGGAGCCUAUCAGUGCAUUUGCAAAGCAGGCUUCUACCAUCCUCGAGUCUUCUCAGUGAACAACUUUCAGAGACGGGGCCCAGAUCAUCAUUUCUCAGGAAGUGCGAAAGAUGUGUCAGAAGAAGCCCAUGUCUGUCUGCCCUGCCGAGAGGGCUGCCCCUAUUGUGCAGAUGACAGCCCGUGCUUGGUCCAGGAGGACAAGUAUUUGCGUCUUGCCAUCAUCUCCUUCCAAGCUCUGUGCAUGCUACUCGACUUCAUUAGCAUGUUGGUUGUCUACCACUUUCGCAAAGCAAAGAGCAUCAGGGCAUCUGGCCUUAUCCUGUUGGAAACGAUUCUUUUUGGGUCUCUGCUCUUAUACUUUCCAGUUGUUAUUUUAUACUUUGAGCCAAGUACAUUUCGCUGUAUUCUCCUGAGAUGGGUUCGUCUGCUCGGUUUUGCCACUGUUUAUGGAACUGUGACUCUCAAACUUCACAGGGUUUUGAAGGUGUUUCUUUCACGAACAGCACAACGAAUCCCAUAUAUGACUGGUGGCCGGGUCAUGAGGAUGCUAGCAGUAAUACUUUUGGUAGUAUUUUGGUUUCUUGUUGGCUGGACCUCAUCUGUGUGCCAGAAUUUGGAGAGACAGAUUUCACUUAUUGGCCAGGGGCAGACAUCUGAUCACCUCAUCUUCAAUAUGUGCCUCAUAGACAGAUGGGAUUAUAUGACAGCAGUUGCUGAGUUUUCCUUCCUUUUGUGGGGCGUAUAUCUCUGCUAUGCAGUACGGACAGUCCCAUCAGCAUUCCAUGAGCCCCGUUAUAUGGCUGUUGCAGUUCACAAUGAACUCAUUAUCUCUGCUAUAUUCCACACAAUUAGAUUUGUUCUUGCCUCACGGCUUCAGUCUGAUUGGAUGUUGAUGCUGUAUUUUGCACAUACUCAUUUGACUGUGACAGUUACCGUCGGAUUGCUUUUGAUUCCAAAGUUUUCACAUUCAAGCAAUAACCCACGUGAUGACAUUGCUACAGAAGCAUAUGAAGAUGAGCUGGAUAUGGGUCGGUCUGGAUCCUACCUGAACAGCAGUAUCAAUUCAGCCUGGAGUGAGCACAGCUUGGAUCCAGAGGACAUUCGGGAUGAGCUGAAGAAACUGUAUGCCCAAUUAGAAAUAUAUAAAAGGAAGAAAAUGAUCACAAAUAAUCCCCACCUCCAGAAAAAGCGGUGCUCCAAGAAGGGCUUAGGCCGGUCCAUCAUGAGACGCAUCACUGAGAUCCCAGAGACGGUCAGCAGGCAGUGCUCCAAAGAGGACAAGGAGGCUGCAGACCAUAGCACAGCCAAGAGUACAGCCCUUGUUAGGAAGAACCCCCCAGAGUCUUCAGGUAACACAGGGAAACCCAAGGAGGAGUCCCUGAAAAACCGCGUCUUCUCCCUCAAGAAAUCCCACAGUACUUACGAUCAUGUCAGAGACCAAACAGAUGAGUCCAAGAGCCUGCCAACAGAAAGCCAGGAGGAGGAGGCUACAGAAAGCUCCACACUGGACUCUUUUUCCAGUAAAAAACUCACACAAAAACUUAAAGAAGACAGUGAGGCCGAGUCCACAGAGUCUGUGCCUUUGGUGUGUAAGUCAGCAAGUGCCCACAACCUCAGCUCUGAGAAGAAGCCUGGGCACCCCCGAAUAUCCAUGUUGCAGAAGUCUCUAAGCGUCAUAGCAAGUGCCAAGGAGAAGACUCUUGGAUUGGCUGGGAAAAGCCAAUCAUCAGGGGUGGAAGAACGUGCUAAAUCCCAGAAACCCCUGCCAAAGGAAAAAGAGACAAAUAGAAAAUACUCCAAUUCAGAUCAUGCAGAAAGUAAAGAUUCCACGCCCCCAAACUCCAAUCACUUGGAGGAGCCAAAAAAGCUCCAGAAAUCUGGGAUUAUGAAACAACAGGGGGCCAACUCCCCCACUGCCAAUGCUGACCAGAGCCCAGCUGCCACCCGGAUGAAGGGCAGCUUUGACAUCGGGGAAGUGUGCCCUUGGGAGAUCUAUGACCUGACCCCUGGUCCUGUGCCUUCAGCAUCAAAAUCUCAAAAACACGUGUCUAUUGCAGCUUCUGAAGUGGAAACAAACCCAGCCUUUUCCCUAAAAGAAACGUCACACCUCAAACCUAAGGCGACUGAAGGAUAUCAGCAGUCCUGCCAGAAGAGCAUAGAUAAGGCUGACAUGUGCCCUUGGGAAAACCAGGGUCAUUCCCUUUUGGAGGAUGACAAGCAUUUGAUAUCUAAGCCUCCCAUUCUCCCAGGAAGAGCCAAAGAUGAGAAUGAAGGCCAGCGUUAUUCAGCCAAUGUGUAUGCUGGGCAAUAUGAAGAAUUGCCCCCCAGAGUCAUAGCAUCAAAGCUAGAGCAUGAAAAUCUCAAUCAAAUGGGAGACCAGGAUAAACAGACAUUGUCCUCUGUGGAAAAUGUGCCUGGCUCUUAUAACUCAAGUAAUAACUCCCAACAGCCGUUAACAUUGCGAGCCGAGGUGUGUCCUUGGGAGUUUGAGACUCCAGAUCAACCAAAUGCUGAAAAAAGUGUAGCUUUAUCUGCCUCUUCUGCUUUAAAUGCAAAUAGGAUGGCAGGGCCUCGGAAAUAA